UUUGGAAGUUACCUUUAUAUUAUUAUUAUUAAGGGAAAAUGUCCUGAAGAUGGAUGGGAUGAAAGCACCAUUGAACUGUUUCUUCAUGAACUUGCUAUAAUGGAUAGCAAUAACUUCCUAGGCAACUGUGGUGUGGGUGAGAGGGAAGGAAGAGUGGCAUCAGGACUCGUUGCCCGAAGGCAUUACAGGUUGAUCCAUGGAAUUGGAAGGUCAGGUGAUAUUUCUGCUGUCCAGCCGAAAGCUGCAGGGUCUAGCCUUUUGAACAAACUUACUAAUUCAGUAGUUCUGGAUAUUAUAAAGCUGGCUGGUGUCCGGACAGUGACCAAUUGCUUUGUGGUUCCUAUGGCAACUGGGAUGAGUCUAACUCUGUGUUUUUUAACAUUGCGGCACAAGAGACCAAAGGCAAAAUACAUUAUCUGGCCACGUAUAGACCAGAAAUCUUGCUUUAAAUCAAUGAUAACUGCAGGUUUUGAGCCUGUGGUGAUAGAAAAUGUAUUAGAAGGCGAUGAGCUACGGACAGACAUUGAAGCAGUAGAGGCUAAAAUCAAGGCUCUUGGUGCUGAAAAUAUUCUUUGUGUGCAUUCUACAACGUCUUGCUUUGCUCCAAGGGUACCAGAUAGGCUGGAGGAACUGUCUGUGAUUUGUGCCAAUUAUGACAUUCCCCAUAUUGUCAACAAUGCGUAUGGAGUUCAGUCUUCAAAAUGUAUGCAUCUUAUCCAGCAGGGUGCUCGACUAGGCAGAAUAGAUGCUUUUGUUCAGAGCUUGGACAAAAAUUUUAUGGUUCCAGUAGGUGGUGCUAUCAUUGCUGGCUUCAACGAGUCCUUCAUUCAGGAGAUCAGCAAAAUGUAUCCAGGAAGAGCAUCUGCGUCUCCUUCCUUAGAUGUCCUCAUUACGCUUCUAUCUCUAGGUGCCAGUGGCUACAAACAGUUACUGAAAGAGAGGAAGGAGAUGUUUUCCUAUCUUUCAAGUGAGCUCAAGAAGCUGGCAGAUAACCACAAUGAGAGACUUUUAGACACACCACAUAAUCCCAUUUCCUUAGCCAUGUCACUGAAGAAUCUAGAUGAAAAUAAUGAUGCUGCUGUUACCCAGCUUGGAUCUAUGCUUUUCACAAGACAAGUUUCUGGAGCAAGGGUUGUUCCCUGUGGGUCUGUACAAACAGUGAACAACUACACUUUUAAAGGCUUUAUGUCACAUGCAAAUGACUAUCCCUGUGCUUACCUCAAUGCUGCCUCAGCAAUUGGAAUUAAAAAGCAAGAUGUAGACAUAUUCCUAAAAAGACUCGACAAAUGUUUGAAGACUUCUAGAAAAGAAGUAAAGAAAGAAAAAAGUGUAAAUGAAAUAAGUAAUUCUAAUACCGGCACAGAACAACUUGAAGACUAGAAGGUACAGAUUUAGUAGAACAGGAAGAUACACUUUUGUUUGAAGUAUGUCAGGUUUGUAUUGGGUUAGCCUUGUGAAUCUGCAGUGCAGAAAAUUUAUUCCUGAUGUGAAAAAACCAAAAGAAAACUUGGGUAAAAUUCAGCUUUAAAGAAA
Messenger RNA from Pterocles gutturalis (yellow-throated sandgrouse), 1533 nucleotides. It is a transcript of the gene SEPSECS, whose product is annotated as Sep (O-phosphoserine) tRNA:Sec (selenocysteine) tRNA synthase. The annotation marks the transcript as partial. The transcript is spliced from 10 exons. Lineage: Eukaryota; Metazoa; Chordata; Aves; Pterocliformes; Pteroclidae. Gene Ontology annotation, biological process: conversion of seryl-tRNAsec to selenocys-tRNAsec; selenocysteine incorporation. The record is from RefSeq and is a predicted model, not a curated record. Gene Ontology annotation, molecular function: O-phosphoseryl-tRNA(Sec) selenium transferase activity; tRNA binding.